Messenger RNA from Chelonia mydas (Green sea turtle), 10322 nucleotides. RefSeq names its product zinc finger protein OZF. NCBI's taxonomy places the organism in Eukaryota, Metazoa, Chordata, Testudines, Cheloniidae. The record is from RefSeq and is a predicted model, not a curated record. The transcript is spliced from 4 exons. Gene Ontology annotation, biological process: regulation of transcription by RNA polymerase II; central nervous system development. Gene Ontology annotation, molecular function: DNA-binding transcription activator activity, RNA polymerase II-specific; RNA polymerase II cis-regulatory region sequence-specific DNA binding. Gene Ontology annotation, cellular component: nucleus. Bases 850 to 2460 code for a protein of 536 amino acids.
GGAGCAGUAAAUGCAUAGGAGGGUGGGAGCUGCUACAAAUUGUGGGAGCCAGGAACUAUCUAGUGUGGAGAAAGGGAGGGGACAGGAUGUGACAAACCUGCUGAGAAUUGUGUACUCUAGGGUGUGAUGGGUUGUCACCCCGGGGUGUAGUCUGGGGGGCUUCUGGGAACCGUUGUGCCCUCUAACCCUCAAGCUGGCCUGGCCCUUCUCACACUGCUUUGCUGGAGAUUCAGCCAGUCCUAAUUAAAACCACAUUAACAGUCCACCACACUCCUCUGCCAGGUCUUUCAGAACUCUUGUUAUCUGGACCCGCUGAUUUAAACAUGUCUAACUUUAAUAGCUGCUGUUUAACAUCCUCGUGAGUUCUUCUUGGAAUAGAAAGACUGUCGGCGUCAACAUCUUAUGAUAUGAGUACAUCAUCUGUUUUUCUCCAAAUCCAGGAGAGAAAUUGUUAUUGAACACUUUUACCUCUUCUGCAUUAUUUUUUAUAAUUCUGCCAUUUCCAGCUAAUAAUUUCCCACUACCAUUGUUAGGAUUAAUUUUGUACUUAAUAUACUUUAAAAAAACUUCCUUCUUAUUUUCAUUGAUUGAUCAUUACCAAUUUUCUACAAUUCUGACCUUCUAACUUAUAUUCUUUACUACUGACUUCCCCUUUCUUCCGUAUAUUUUAUUUGGAGUGUGUUGGGAUUCCUACCAGGGAGCUACCAGCAGGGUCCAGAGACAGCCCCAUCUCCUAUAUCAAGCUCUGGCUAGUAGGGGCUGGUGACUUUUGAGGAGGUGGCUGUGUAUUUCACCAAGGGGGAAUGGGCUCUCCUGGACCCCACUCAGAGAGCCCUGUACAGGGAUGUCAUGCAGGAGAACUAUGAGACGGUGGUCUUGCUGGUAGGGUUUCCAGUUUCCAAACCUGAUGUGAUCUUGCAGCUGGAACGAGGGGAAGAGCCGUGGGUCCCGGACCUCCAGGGCUCUGAGACAGAAGUGCUCGCAAGAGCUUCCUGCACAGGGAGUGACCUAUGUCUGGAUUCUCUUUGUCUCCCAUCAGGUGAUGGGAUGGUGACUGAGAAUGAGGAGGAGAAACCCCAGCAGGAAGAUGCUGAGCAAGUAGAACCACAUGGAACGUUAUCAGGAACGUCCAAAGGGAAUGAUUCCAGGAGUUGUGCACUCCCAGAAAAAGCAAAAGCCUGUGAGACUGAGCAGAGGCCAGAGGAAAACUUCAGUAGCCACUCAGACCCUAUUACAUGUGAGAGAAUCAACUUGGAAGAGACACGCUACGCAUGCCAUGAGAGUGGGAAAAGCUUUAAUCGGAGCUCAGACCUUCUCACACAUCAGAGAACCCACACUGGAGAGAAACCCUACAUGUGCUCUGAGUGGGGGAAAAGCUUCAAUCAGAGCUCAAACCUUAUCACGCAUCAGAGAACCCACACAGGAGAGAAAUCUUAUGGAUGCUCUGAGUGCGGGAAACACUUCGUUGACAGUUCAACCCUCGUCUCACAUCAGCGAAUCCACACAGGAGAGAGACGCCACAUAUGCUCUGAGUGUGGGAAAAGCUUUAGUCGGCAUUCACACCUUAUCACACAUCAGCGAAUCCACACCGGCGAGACGCCCUACACGUGCUCUGAGUGCGGGAAAAGUUUCAAUCAGAGCUCGACCCUGAUCACCCAUCGUAGAAUCCACACAGGAGAGACGCGCUACAUGUGCUAUGAGUGCGGGAAAAGAUUCAGUCAGUUGUCUGCCCUGAUCACACAUCAGCGAAUCCACAGAGGAGAGAUGCCCUACACGUGCUCUGAGUGUGGGAAAGACUUCAAUUACAGCUCUGCCCUGAUCACACAUCAGCGAAUCCACACAGGAGAGAGGCCCUACACAUGCUCUGAGUGUGGGAAAACCUUCAAUCGGAGCUCUAACCUUAUCUCACAUAAGAGAAUCCAUACAGGAGAGAAGCCUUACACGUGCUCUGAGUGUGGGAAAAGCUUCAAUCAGAGCUCGACCCUUAUCAUACAUCGUAGAAUCCACACAGGAGAGACUCCCUACACAUGCUCUGAGUGUGGGAAAAGUUUCAAUCAGAGCUCGACCCUUAUCACACAUCGUAGGAUCCACACAGGGGAGAUGCCCUACACAUGCUCUGAGUGUGGGAAAAGCUUCAAUCAGAGGUCUGCCCUGAUCACACAUCAGAGAAUCCACACAGGAGAGAUGCCCUACACAUGCUCUGAAUGUGGGAAAAGCUUCAAUCGCAGCUCUGCCCUGAUCACACAUCAGCGACUCCACACAGGAGAGAGGCCCUACACAUGCUCUGAGUGUGGGAAAAGCUUCAAUCAGAGCUCAAACCUUAUCUCACAUCAGAGAAUCCAUACAGGAGAGAAGCCUUACACAUGCUCUGAGUGUAGGAAAAGCUUCAAAAAUAGCUCACACCUUAUUAGACAUCAGAAAAUACACAUGAGACAGAACUGUAACAAAUGCCUUGAUUAGGGCUGGGCAAAGAUUAUUUUUUUAAAUCACAUUUUCUAUUUCUCAUAGUGAUCUGUGCACCAUGGUCUCUCAGCUCGCCCAGAUCAGUUGCCUGCUUCUGCCUUUUGCAGCUCACCCUUCUUUGGGAUCAGUCCUGUGAUCUUUUCUAUCAACUCCUUUCCUUUUGAGUUGUAGCAGUGUGUAUCCCUCCAACCAGGAAUGUUCAUCAGCUCCCGGAAGGAGAGAGGUUUCAUUCACAACAAUGUACACUGAGAUAAUGUACACUGUGCCUUACAUCCACUAGGGCUGUACAUGGCGUUGGCUGCUCAAGUCAGUGAUCUUGGUGUGAAAAGACAAUUCUAGUGGUAGAGCAGAGGCAGCCCAGUUGCAGUGGUUGGCAUUAGCUUUCCCCUUGACCUGACCUAAACUCCAUCACUUUUCCUAGUCUAAACAAACCCUGAGCAUCAUGGUUCUACUGUUCCCCCAUUUCAAAGCAAUUGUUACUCAUCAAGAUCCCCCUUCGGUAACAAAUGGUUUCAUUCCCAAUUGCUCUGUUGUUGCUUCAGGUUGUUAGAGAGCAGAUAUUUUUACUACCAUUUUCCUUCCUUAAAAUAUAUUGAACUAUAAAAAAGAGCAGGGAUAGGGAAAAAUGUCAUUUUCCCCUCUGUAACAACAGAAGAAGAUAAGGGAAUCCCUCUGAUUUACCCUAUUCCCCAUCACCAUCCCAAUCACCCCUGUUGUUUAAUUGGUUAUGUCAAUAUUUUUUCUAAAGGGCUGGGAAGCGGAUUCCCUAGUAAAUCAUAGAAUAUCAGGGCUGGAAGGGACCUCAGGAGGUCAUCUAGUCCAACCCCCUGCUUAAAGCAGGACUCAAUGAUUUGGAACUAAGCAAAAUACCCAUGCAUUUGGCUCCCAAAGCAGUUCUGUCCAGGCUGUGAAGGAGGUCGCUCCUGAAGAUACCUGCUUCCUAAUCAGGUGCAUGUUGCCUAUUAUUUGGGAACUAGAAUACCUAUCUAGGUAGAGAUGGGAAAAAUGGAAGUGACAUUCCUGUUCAGCUCACCCCUGGGAGAUGCUGCAAACGUGUAGAAAAUGAAAUCCAUGUGGAAUGUGAUAGAGCUGCAGAAAGACACCUAUUGUUAAUAGAUACCUGACAUUUGGUGUCUUACAGGGAUUCUAAGCAGCACCUGAAUUUAGUCCCUAAUUUAAAUCUGUGCCACCAGAUUAAAGGAAUAAAAGGGCAUAUUUGGGGGAGUUAUACGUCACUAUUGCUACUGGUAUGUUGUGUGGUUGGUGAAGAAUUCUACACCAGAGAAGUGUAAAAUUACUCCAAGUAAGGUCAAGGAUUUCACAAAACUCAUGUAGAAAUUGCAGGUACUAGGGGUUGAUUUUCACCCCAGAGAUGGACGCUAUGGUGACCUGUGGCCCAGGUAAACUGUUUUUAGGUCCCUGCUCCCUUGUUAAAUGGCACUGAUCACACUCCUAAACAAUGCCAUGAUUACAUUGGGCACAACUCUCUUUUACCAUUUGGAUCCAAAGUUUCAUGAAGCAGAGAAAGAAAGAGCUGAUUCCUUCAGAGCCAUUCCAUGCCUAUGGGUCCCAAUCUGGCUGCCUUGUUGGACAAGAAGCACUUCUAUGCUGGGCAAAUGAUGGUAGCCAAUGAGGGAAUAUAUCAAAUUCCAAAUUCAAAUUGUAGGAUAUAUGAAUGCUAAAUCCAGAGUCUGUAGUUUGGUCUCUUAGUUUUGCUAUUAAGUCUAAUGCAUUUCUAUCACUUCUUCUCCUGCUGCUACUUUGAAAGAUUAGAAAGUGUGAAAAUAGAGCACAGGUGGUUUUUCCUCAUGAUGCAGCCUUCCCACAUAGUGUGAGACCCCUUCCACCCACACUUAUGGGAGAAGAUCCAGGGAGAAAUGAACUCUCAGAAAUGGAAGGCUCCUAGCUUAUGGUAGAAUGUGACUUCACACAAAGCUGACUGGGUGGAAAUGGGAAUCAAGAGAAAGCUGCCCUAUAGGUUUAUAUUUUGUAAUCUUUGAAUAAGUUGUUACCAGCAACAAUGAAAUUUAACAUGAAGUUAAUAAGUGUAAUGUAAGAGGCUGAUCAUGUGAUAACCUGAAUUCUAUUGUAACACUACAAGUUUUCUUCUAGUUCUCUCCCUGCCCCCUCCUACUACAUAGGAAAUGGUGGCUAAUCCUGAAGUUAAAACCUCACUCCAAAGGAAUUAGAGUGGGGGAAUAUGUGAGAGAAAUAGCAUGCAUGAGAAUAGAGACCCAGUAUAGACUGUAAUUAUUUCUAUUUAAAAUGGAAUUUAUUAUAAUAAAUUUUAAAAUAAAUCUUUCCUGAAGAGGAAAAUUACUUGAGACAAGAUGUGGAGCCUUUUACCCAGUUAGAGGGUAACAGCCACAGAGUCCCCCAGGGCUCUCGUUUGCAAAGCAAAGAUGUCACAUCAGGCAGGAGAUGUCAAGAUCUAAGCUGGUGAUGGGUGUGUGAUGGGAGAUUUUCUGGGUUAUUUUUUUGGUUUGGUUUUUUAAUUUAAUUUUAAUUUUGCAACCAGUUACUUUUAUAGGUGCUGAAGACCCUUUUCCUUUUGAGAACAGCUAUUUAACCAUCAGGCCUGGCUCUGGAAACCUCCCCAAAGCUGGCCUUGUGUGUCUUUUAUGUUUGUUAUCUUUGGGGUUCACACAUCCACUCUACAUGCGGUUCACAGCAACAGAUACUUUGAGAAACCUGCUGGGUGAAGCAGGCCUUUUCCAAACUGACAUUGGCCGAAAGUCUGCCUCAAUUCAGCUGGAUUGAGACAGGUCUGUAUCAAAGGCGUGGUUCACACCUGAUUUGUCCAGAGACCUCGGGGGAAGGGCUGGUACGAUAGGAUAAGUAGGAACUGAUCACAAUAAUGUUAAAGGAAAGGGUGACAGACCUUCACCUUGUAGGUCAGCAAGCCUGUUCUUUUCAUUCCCUCUGAAGCAUCUGGCACUGGUCACUCUCAGGCAACACGCUGGGCUAGAUGGACCAUUGGUCUGACCCAGUAUGACCAGUCUUGCGUUCUUGUGUAAGCCAUGUAGGGCCUUGUCUACACUGGCAAGUUUCUGCGCAGUAAAGUAGCUUUCUGCAGUGUAACUCCCAAGGUGUACACACUGCCAAGCCACUUAGUGCGCAGAAACUGCAAUUGCAGCUCUGUAAAAAAAAAAAGCCACCCCGAUGAGAGGUGUAGAGCUUUCUGUGCCAGGACUACAGCGCCGCGGUGCAAGUGUAGACGCUCUGGUUGAUUACAGUGCUGCGAUUGGCCUCCGGAAGGUGUCCCACAGUCCCUGUUCUCGCCUCUCUGGUCAUCGGUUUGAACUCUACUGCACUGACCGCAGGCUACCAACUGUGAACCCCACCCCUUAAAUUCCUUGGGAAUUUUGAAAGUCCCCUUCCGUUUGCUUGGUGACACAUGCACUGGUCUCAGCGCAUCUUUCCAGGUGACCUUGCUUGGAGCAAUGCUGAGCGGCUGGGCCUCAUCAGCAUUGGGGAGAGGAGGCUGUCCCCUUCCAGCUGUGCUCCAGUUGUAGGAAUGAUACCGAUGGACAGAUUUCACGAUGCAUGAGAGAAAGGGGCCAUGACCAGGACACACUGCAAUGUAGGGUCAAAGUGAAGGAGCUGUGGAACGCCUGCUCCAUGGCAUGGGAGGCAAACCGCCGCUCCGGUGCUGCACCCAUGAGCUCCUGGUUCUACAAAGAGCUGGAUGUGGUAAUCAGUGGUGACCCCACCGCCACUGUGAAGGCCACUGUGGAUACUUCAGUGGCUCACAUGCCAGUCGAGAGUGGACCAAGCCAGGAGGAGGAAAUCCUGGAUAAGGAUGUGGAGGCGGAGGGAUCCCCAGAGGCAGAGGAUGAGUCAGAGGUCAGAUAUGCAUGCAGCCAGGAGCUCUUCUUUACCCCCGAGAAGGAUAGCCAGCCACAGCUGUCAGAGCUUGGUGAAGCGCAAACAGGAGAGGAGGCCCCUGGUAAGUGGCUUUGAUCUUGGGAAUCGAAGUGAGUUCUUGGGAGCAGGAGGGUUGCAGAAAGCAGGCUUGUGUCUGUAUGAUGUGUGUACCACCCAGUCUGAGUGGAGGAACAGGGUGAUAAUUGAUUCCCUCUCUUUAUGGGAAUCUGUGCCAGAGAUCUCCAUGAAACUGUUAUGGAGAUACAGGGCAAUCCGCUGCUGCAGGAUCUUUGGCAGAGCUGCUUCAUUUCUUGCCCCAUUAAGGGUAACUUUCCUGCACUACUCUGCCACCACGGGAGGGGUGGGGGGGACCAUUGCUGCACAUAGGUGAGCUACAUAAGGAACAGGGUGUACGCCACAGUCUUGGAGAAGACUCUUGAUUCUCCGCUCACCCUCAGCAGCGAGAUAUCUUCCAUAAUGAACACAGCCUGUGGAAAAUGUGGGCACAGGAAUGAUUGUACGGCCCUCCCGCCCCCCCACAGUGCUGUCUCUCCCCAAGACCCACGUGCCCAGUGUACAGUACGGUCUGGAACAGUGAUUUCCCCUGCCCCUGCUGUUACCAUUUUGGGGGUCUUGUGGCUCAUGGGUGCUUGCCUGGGUUAGCCAGUUAGGGACAGGUAUGUGAAUCCUGGCUGUGUUUUAAAUCACUGCAUCAGUGGUCUGUGUGUUGCAAACAAUACUGCUUCUGUAAAAUGUGCAUUUUGGCUUCACAGAUAUGCCCUUGGGAGCCCAGCCUCCCUCUUUGUUCUCACCGGCUGAAUGGCUGCUGAGAAUUAGAAAGCGGCCAUGAAGAACUAAAGAGAACUUUCUGCAUGAGGUCAUGGUGCACUCCGCGGCUGAAAAACAAGAAUUAAAGGAGUGACCGGACAGCGAGAAAAGGGACCGAAAGGAGAAUGCGGUGCGCCAGAACGAAGCCAUGGAGCGGCUUUUAAACAUUAUGGAGUCCCAAGCGGUCAUGCUCCAGGCACUACCCGCACUGGAAACCGAGGAGCUCUGUGACCGCCCUCCCCUGCAUCCGCUGUCGCAAAACUCUUUCCCAUGCACCCCCCAGACACCGCCAACACACUCUUAGCAACCUCCUGGCUGCAGUCUGUACCCGCUGCAUUCCACUCCUGCCCCAUCACAGUCCAGCCCUGCGGGCGCCCCGUACCCAGUGCACUCAACACCUCUCCCGCUGUAGUUUAUUCCUGAUGAAGUACGGUACCCGCUGCACUGUACUCCAAAGGAUACGGUUGCAUAUGAUACCUGGGCAUACACAAAUCUUUAACCGUCCCUGGACCCCACCUCCUCAUGGGACCCUCUCUUUCCCCAUCCCCCACAGUGCUGAUGUGGUGGUGGUGUUUUUCCCUCUCCUCCGGUGGUUGCUUUUUAAUAAAAGAAUAGUUUUGGUUUGAAAGGAAUCUUUAUUCCAUUAAUGGAAAGCAAACAGAGCCUUGCAAAGAAACACGCAAUUUUCUUAAACCUUUAUAGUGUAUCUAUCACAAUCACUUCUUAGCAUUACAAGCACUGCACUCCCGUGCAUACCAACAAAUGUUAGUGGCUUUCAGCUUCAAAUUGCUGCCUCAAGGCAUCUCUGAUCCUUAUGGCCCCACGCUGUGCCCCUGUAAUAGCCCUGGUCUCUGGCUGUUCAAACUCAACCUCCAGGUUCUGAGCCUCAGAGGUCCAGCCCUGAGUGAAGCUUUCACCCUUCCCUUCACAAAUAUUAUGUGGCUUACAGCAUGCAGCUAUAAGUAUAGGAUUAUCAUCAGCCAAGUAUAGCCUUCCAUAUAGGCAGCGCCAGCAGGCCUUUAAAUGGUGAAAAGCACACUCAACAGUCAUUCUGCACUUGCUCAGCCUGUUGUUGAACCACUCCUUGCUGCUGUCAAGAUGCCCCGUGUACGGCUUCAUAAGCCACGGCAUUAAGGGGUAAGCAGGGUCUCCCAGGAUCACAAUGGGAAUUUUGACUUCCCCUACAGUGAUCUUCUGGUCCAGGAAGAAAGUCCCUGCUUUCAGCUUCCUGAAUAGGCCAAUGUUCGGAAAGAUGCGUGUGUCAUGCCCCUUUCCAGAUCAGUCUGCGUUAAUGUCCGUGAAAUGCCCGCGGUCAUCCACCAGUGCCUGGAGAACCAUAGAAAAAUACCCCUUUUGAUUAAUGUACUUAGUGGCUAGGUAGUCAGGUGCCAGAAUUGGAAUGUGUGUGCUAUCUAUCCCCCUCCACAGUUUGGGAAGCCAUCCACAAUGUCAUACAUGUUCCCCAUAGUCUGUCUUUCAGAGCAGGAUGAAAUUUAUGGCCCUGCACACUUGUCAACACACGUCCAAUGGCCAACUUUCCCACUCCAAACUGGUUAGCGACUGAUUGGUAGGAGUUUGGAGUAGCCAGCUUCCACAGUGCAAUUACCAUGCUCUUCUUCAAUGACAGGGCAGCUCUCGUUCUCGUGUCCUUGUGCUCCAGAGCUGGGGUGAGCUCAUCACACGGUCCCAUGAAGGUGGCUUUCCUCAUCCGAAAGCUCUGCAGCCACUGCUCGUCAUCCCAGAUGUGCGUGACGAUGUGAUCCCACCACUCUGUGCUUGUUUCCCGAGCCCGAAAGCUGCGUUCCACUGUGGACAGCACCUCCAUGAAUGCCACAAGCAAUCUCAUCUCGUAGCUACUACACAUGGCAAAAUCAAUGUCGAACUCCUCUUACCUUUGUAGUUUUAGGAAUAACUCCACUGCCACUUGUGAUGUGUUAGUAAGUGUGGGAUCCAUUCCUACAGACCAAAUAGGCAGAGCGCGCAGUACACAAAUCAUUGAAAGAUGGCACCAAAUGCGGACAGAAGCACAGGGAUUGCUAAGAUGGGAAGCAAUGCAUCACGGGACAUUCACGGAGGCGCUGACCACAAUGGAAUGCCGCAUUUGGGCUCAGGAAACACCUCCCUCCACCUUCCCACAACUCUUAGCGGGAGAAGAGAAAGAGGUGCUCAGUGGGAUAGCCGCCCAGAGUGCACCGCUCCAUGUACCGCUAUAGUGCCGCAAGUGUGAACACACUAUUGCGCAGGCAGCUGACAGUGUGAACACACAAUAGCGGUUUCCCUUUAGUGCUCUCUGAGCAGCACUGUAACUCCCAGCUCUGUAACUCUGCCUGUGUAGACGUAGCCUCAGAGAGACUGACUGCCAGGAUCCCAGCACUGAUCCCCUCUGGGGAAUGAAUCACAACGUCGACAGGCUAUGCAGCCUUCACUAGUCUCCCUGUACCUGAAAAGCCUGAUAGCCCAACGUGCUGGACCAUCUAUUGCAUUACCUGGUUCCUAAACUGCAGCUACGGUUCCUGCUCCAGGUGACUCCAAAGACCGAGAGGUGCAGAGAUCCAACCCCUUAUAAACUUAGAAACAUUUUGUUCUUUUUUCUAUUUUUUGUCUGAUUCUUUUUAUGAACUUGGAGUCCUCCCAGCCUAUCUAUUAGAUUGGGGGGAGGGUGGUGUGCGUGUGUGUGAGAGAGAGACUAACUAAUGUCUCUCUAAGGUCUGUAUGUGUUUUGGGGCGAGAGGGCGAGUUGAAGUAUUAGCUACACAAUAGUGAAAUCUAAGGAGAAAACUAAUUAGCUUUGAGGUUGUAGGCUAAAUAUAAGCAAUAAUUUCGUUUUGGUAUUGAAAUAUUCAGCUGGCUAAAUCUGGGUUGCAUUGCCUGGGUAAAAAUCUCUGAUUGGGGUUUUGGCAUCACUAAAUAUGCACCUGCCUCCUUGGGUUGCUCUUUUAGGAUUUAUAAGCGUUGAUUUUCUGCUGUAUUAAUCUGGUGGUUUGAUUAAAUUGAUGACUUGAUUCCAACAUAAUAUCCUUGUUGACUCAUUGAUUUACUGAUUUGACCUGAACUUUAUCACUGCAUUUUUUAACUCUUAGCUGAGUGGUGUCCACAGUCAUUUAGCCUUAGUGAUGGGAGCUCUUGGAUUUAUUUGUUCAUGUUAAUAAAGCAUGUAACUUGGA